AUGUCGACUCCUACUCGUUUAUUCUGUGUCGCUCGGCGAGCAAAAACUUGGAAUUCGCGCGUCACAUCGCAUUCGUCGGCUCGGAGCGCCCUGUUCGCCACAAAUCAGCGUAGGAAUAUAUCACAGUACAAUGACCAGGGACCAUAUGAUCCAGAUGAGGACAAGACACCACGGCGAAGAUACGUAUUCGGUGGGGCGAUAGUUAUUGGUGUUCUAGCCGCAGUCGCGACAUCUCUAGCUGGAAGAAAAUCGAGGCUGGACCAAGUUCCAGCCGAAUUCGAAAAGGAUCCGGCAACUGACGUGCAAUUUCCUACGACGCUACAGCUCCCGGGCACGCCACCACUGACAUUGCUGGGGCUCGGCGUACGGACAGUGUCCAUUCUCGGCCUCAAGGUGUAUAGCGUUGGAUUCUAUGCAGAUAUUCAGCAACCCGGGUUUCAGCCUCGACUCGAUGGCACACCGGAGGAGCAAAUUGAGCACAUUGUCCGCAACACCACUUGCGCGCUACGCAUAGUUCCCGUUCGAUCGACCUCACACACCCAUUUGCGCGAUGGAUUUGUGCGUGCCGUCCAGUCUCGGAUAACCCUAGCCCGGCAGCAAGGUCUCCUGACAACAGAACAAGAGGACGCUCUUCUCCAACCCGUUCAGACAAUGAAGGGCCUGUUCCCAAACGUUUCGUUACCCAAGCACCAACCUCUGCAUGUCGUGCUCACCUCGCCUAAUCGGAAUGGAACACGAACGCUUUACUUCCCCGAACUUGGGCGAGUUGACGACCCUUGGCUAGCGAAUGAAUUCUUCUUGGCGUACUUUGCCGGAAAAGGAAUAAGUCCUGCCAUGAAGAAGUCGGUAGAGGACACUAUCGAAAAGAUUACAAGUCAAAGGUAG
Molecule: messenger RNA, 885 nt
Organism: Serendipita indica DSM 11827
Lineage: Eukaryota; Fungi; Basidiomycota; Agaricomycetes; Sebacinales; Serendipitaceae
Source: the annotation of a GenBank genome assembly